AUGGCAUUUUAUCUCUGCGUUGAAGCAUUUGGCAAUGGAGAAGAUCCCAACCAUCGCUGUCACUGGGGUUUUCUUCUCCAUCAUUCGCAGGAAGAUUUCGGAGACCUCUACGAGGUACAACUGAUUGACCUAAAGAAACUGUGGUACCAAGCAAACUGUCGCGAAGCAACCACUAUCAGGGAUCCUCAGGCCGUUGGGAUGUGCAAAAUUGCGGUUUUGGACGCGAAGUCUCGUUAUGCAGCUAUUAGGGUCAUUAAGGACGAACCUGCCCCAAGGGAUGGAAAAAGAAGAUGUCAGGAUUGGACUGUCGAUGUAUUAAUUUCUCUCGAGGCAGAAGAGCUGGUUGCGUCGGGGACUGCUGAGAGAUGGGGUAGACUGGUAGGGAUGACAGCAAAAGAGCUUGCAGUCGAUAGUGGAGAUAAUUGGACUGCGUUCUGA
This is a messenger RNA of Aspergillus tanneri, 438 nucleotides long. RefSeq lists its product as uncharacterized. NCBI's taxonomy places the organism in Eukaryota, Fungi, Ascomycota, Eurotiomycetes, Eurotiales, Aspergillaceae. The transcript has a single exon. The coding region runs from base 1 to 438 and encodes 145 amino acids. The record is from RefSeq and is a predicted model, not a curated record.